GGCACCGUGACACCAGCUGAUGUAUUGAUCCGCUGGGGUUCGAGACUGUUCCGUUCGAUCGGUCGCUCUGGCUGCACGAGCGGGAGGGCCCGGAGCCUCGGAGUCAGCGACUCCCGGAUCCGAUUCCAUGCGAUGCCUCAAAAUUGAACGUGCGGACCCGAGAGUCAAAAUCCUUCAACUGAUAUGUCAGAUGAAGUCACACCGCCCUCCGUAUGUAGAAUACCAGGCUGGCAUGGGUUCGCCGUGAAGUUCUCGCCUUUCAACGCCGAUCUGGUCGUGUGUGCCGGGAACCAAAAUUAUGGAAUCCAGGGUCGGGGAGCUCUUCUAGUCCUGACUCGGGGCCGGGAUCGCCAGUUCCGAGUCUUGAACACUAUCGUUCAUCACGACGCUCUCUUCGACUUCAGCUUUAGUGAAGUCGAUCCCAAUGUCGUUUGCGCGGCUUCCGCUGACGGUCACCUGAUUAUCUUCCACUUACUGCACGCACAUCCAGUGGCUGUGAUCAAAGCUCACUCCAGAGAGAUAUCCUCAGUGCAAUGGAAUCCUACGCGCUCCAGUCAAAAUGUGCUGUCGUCAUCCUGGGACGGUACCAUCAAUCUCGUGGAUCCGUCGCGACAAGCGGUGUUGCGAUCGUUCAAAUUCCAUUCGAGCUAUGUUUACGACGCCGUCUGGGCGCCGCGUAAUCCGAACUCCUUCUGCUCGGCAUCGGGAGACGGCGCCGUCGGGGUUUGGGAUCUAAGAGCGGAGCGUCCUCAAAUCUGUCUGAGUGUUUCCCCUGCGGAAGUUCUGUCAGUCGAUUGGUCUGCGUACGACCCAGCGCUUUUGUCAGCGGGAUCCGUGGACAACCUCGUCUCGACGUGGGACAUUAGGAAACCGUCGGAAGCUCUCCAUCGAUUCCCUCAUCGGAUGGCAGUGAAGAAAGUUCGCUUCAAUCCGUUCCUGGGACACAUGUUGGCCUCGGUCUCUUACGAUUUCACGACUCAGGUCUACAACCUCAUGAGAGGCUCGUUCGCACGAUUCAAGAAUCACACGGAAUUCGUCUAUGGACUCGAUUGGAGCCUGAGAUUACAAGGCGAAUUCGCUGACUGCGGCUGGGAUCAACGAGUUUGCGUAGGCCGCCUGCCAAAGAGGGCGGAAUUGUUUUCCUCCGUGAUGUGAAGAAUUGCCGAACACGAAUUCAUCGCUACGAGCUCCUCUCGGGUACACUGCCCUGGUGACUCUCCGCACGAGAAAACCGACUGUACUCCGAAAUGGAUCUGGUUUGGCAUCACGCCGCUGUUAUAUCAACGCUGAAAUAAAUCGUUGACGACGUAAU
This is a messenger RNA of Galendromus occidentalis (western predatory mite), 1312 nucleotides long. RefSeq names its product peroxisomal biogenesis factor 7. NCBI's taxonomy places the organism in Eukaryota, Metazoa, Arthropoda, Arachnida, Mesostigmata, Phytoseiidae. Gene Ontology annotation, molecular function: protein binding. Bases 184 to 1155 code for a protein of 323 amino acids. The transcript has 4 exons. The record is from RefSeq and is a predicted model, not a curated record. Gene Ontology annotation, biological process: protein import into peroxisome matrix. Gene Ontology annotation, cellular component: cytosol; peroxisomal matrix.